AAUGUACCAAAGGCAUGAACUUUUCCCUCUUUUCCAAGUGGUUGAACCCUCGUUCAUCACCUGACCUAUCUUUCCCUCUCUCGUAACUUCCCUCUCCCUUGUCCCCUUCCCUCAGAUCAAAACCCACUUCCCAUUCUCGAUCGCCCCAUCAAGCUCUCUUUCUUUCACUCAGUGUGUCAACCCAGAAAAGGUCACAGAAUCACUCGGAAACAGCGAAGAAAGAUAAAGGAGAGUUAAAGGGGAAGAGGAAGAGGAGGAGCGAAAAAGAGAAGAAGACAAGGCACUGGGCUGAACUGGGCUGCGUGUGAUGCUUCACCCUUGUUCUCCUCCAAUCCCAACUUCUCGUUGAGGCAGUGAUGGUGAUUGGAAGCGGUAAUAACAAUCACGAUCAGACAGAAGAUGUGGAGAGGAACCCUGCGGCGGCGGCGGGGGCUGUGGUGCCCAGAAGCGGUGGAGGGGGCGGCAGCAGGUCGUGGGGCACCACGGUUUCCGGCCAAUCGGUGUCGACUAGCGGCAGCAUGGGUUCGCCAUCGAGCCGCAGCGAGCAGGCCAUGGCUACUCCGGCGAGCGAGAGUACUUUGCUUCGCAUAAACCACCUUGACAUUCACGGCGACGAUGCUGGAUCUCAGGGAGAUGUUGGUGGCAAGAAGAAGAAGAGAGGUCAAAGGGCAACUGCUGGUGAUAAGAGUGGAAGAGGACUUCGCCAGUUUAGCAUGAAAGUGUGUGAAAAAGUGGAAAGCAAGGGAAGAACUACUUACAAUGAGGUUGCUGACGAACUUGUUGCUGAGUUUGCUGAUCCUGGCAAUAGUGCUGCUUCACCUGAUCAGCAACAGUAUGAUGAGAAAAAUAUAAGACGAAGGGUGUAUGAUGCCCUGAAUGUUCUUAUGGCGAUGGAUAUUAUAUCCAAAGACAAAAAGGAGAUACAGUGGAAGGGUCUGCCUCGAACUAGCCUAAAUGACAUUGAGGAACUAAAGACAGAGCGUCAUGGGUUGAGAAAUAGAAUUGAAAAGAAAGCAGCCUAUUUACAGGAACUGGAGGAACAAUAUGUAGGUCUACAGAACUUGAUACAGAGAAAUGAGCAGCUGUUUAGUACGGGAAAUGCUCCAAGUGGAGGCAUUGCAUUACCAUUUAUUCUGGUUCAGACCCGGCCUCAUGCAACUGUUGAGGUUGAAAUAUCAGAAGAUAUGCAGCUUGUGCAUUUUGAUUUCAACAGCACUCCUUUUGAGCUCCACGAUGACAACUAUGUCCUUAAAGCGAUGAAAUUUUGCGAAAGACCAGGAAAUGACGAGAUAGUGCCUGUGUUUCCUUCCGAUGGAGGCGAAGGCUCCAGCAUGUCGGGCAUGUACCAACCACAGCCUCCGUAUCCUCCAAUGUCCAGCGCAGCAGAUAGGCCGCCUGCCUCUCCUCCAAUACCUGGAAUAUUAAAGGCACGCGUCAAGCAUGAGCAUUGAUCAUUCAUGCCAUGGCAACAUUUCUCACCAUAGCUGUAUAGUCUGUAAAGAAAGUGAGCCUUGAAAUUAGUCUUGUGGUGGCCAUAACCCUCUUUCAUUAGGAGAUCACGAUUAACAUAGAGAUGGUAACUCGCUCGGUCAGGAGAUAGUGAGAGGUUUUGGAUCUCUGGCUCGUGUUUUUGUGCCGUUGUCAAAUUAUUGGAGUUGCGAUUUGUUCAUGGUUUCCUCCGCUUGAUCCAGGGUUCAGAAGGAAUUGUCUUUUACUUCUGUUUUUCGUGGAAGGUGACUGUAUAAGAUCUUUGAUCUCUUACAUAAUUACACUAAAACAUUGUUUCCGCAAUGUCACACUGCAUGGAUGCACAUUUCGGA
Messenger RNA from Rhodamnia argentea, 1820 nucleotides. Its product is annotated as transcription factor-like protein DPB. Bases 357 to 1451 code for a protein of 364 amino acids. Lineage: Eukaryota; Viridiplantae; Streptophyta; Magnoliopsida; Myrtales; Myrtaceae. The transcript is spliced from 10 exons. Gene Ontology annotation, biological process: regulation of cell cycle; regulation of transcription by RNA polymerase II. Gene Ontology annotation, molecular function: DNA-binding transcription factor activity, RNA polymerase II-specific; RNA polymerase II transcription regulatory region sequence-specific DNA binding. The record is from RefSeq and is a predicted model, not a curated record. Gene Ontology annotation, cellular component: transcription regulator complex; nucleus.